Acomys russatus (golden spiny mouse) is the source of this 816-nucleotide messenger RNA. RefSeq names its product testis, prostate and placenta expressed (gene Spmip8). The transcript is spliced from 7 exons. Lineage: Eukaryota; Metazoa; Chordata; Mammalia; Rodentia; Muridae. The record is from RefSeq and is a predicted model, not a curated record. The coding region runs from base 1 to 651 and encodes 216 amino acids.
AUGGCCCGCAUCAUCGAUGUGGUGCCCUGGGACGAUGGCUCCGCCCACGUGCAUGCUUCCCCGGCUAUCCUACUCCCACUGGAGCGCGUGCGUCGCCCGCUGGCUGGCGUGAAGCAUCAACUGUACCACCCAAUCCUGCCCACCCUUCGGCGCAUGGACAUGGACUCCGUCAAGGGCUGCCUCUCGGAUGAGCACAGCCAGUCUUCCACCUACUGCUCCAAAGAUGACUUUAACAAGGCCCACUUCACACUCCUAGGGAUCCCCAACAAACCUCUACACUGCCUGGACUUCACAGCAACCGGCCGGAAGCUCUGUCAUAAGUACCGUGAAGGAAAGCUGGUGCCCAUUGCGCCAGGCAUAAACCGUGUCGACUGGCCUUGCUUCACACGUGCCAUAGAAGACUGGUCUCAGUUCGUGUCCAGAUCCGGGGAAUUCAAGCUGCCUUGUGCUAACAAAAGGGUCGAGAGUUUCAGUGGCUACGCGGUGCGGUACUUGAAACCGGACGUGACUCAGAGCUGGCGGUGCUGCCUCAAUCAGAACCCCAGCCUGGACUGCUAUGGACAGAAACCCCUGCCUUUCGACUCGCUGAAUGUGUUUCGGCGCUUUGGCUCCCACUACAGUCGCAUCAACUAUCUGACUCCCUGGCAUUGACCUGGGGGCUUGAGGCUGCUGAUGCUUCUAUGACUGGACCAUGCCACCUCAAGUCCCCUGGCAGGACAGAGGACAUAUAGUGGCACCACCCAUCUGCCCACGAGUUCAAUAAAUAAACAUAACGCUUCCUCAGCGAGGCUCUAAGCCUCCGUGGUGGUAGUGGUU